CACGUGCGCUCGAUACUCUCUCUACACUUCGAUAUAUACGCGAUGCCCAUGGCGACGAUACACGCUUACCAAAAUCUCGGUGUUAAUCAAAAACUUUCUCAGCUUCAAAACUCGGCACAAAGACGACUUGCCCCAGCUCCAGACGCAGGAAGAUGUAAGAAGAAAACUUAUCUUCAACAAACAUACCCUGCUCCACCUGCUUCAGUAGCACGGCGCAACGCAAGAGAGCGCAAUCGGGUGAAGCAAGUUAACAAUGGAUUUGCAGCACUUCGUCAACACAUACCAUCAGCUGUUUCAGCAGCCCUGGCUGGCGGCAGGGGAUCUUCCCGAAAACUGAGCAAAGUUGACACCCUUCGGCUUGCAGUUGAAUACAUCAAAAGCUUGAAAAAGUUACUGGACGAUAGCGACGAAGGCUGCACAGAAACCCAAAUGAGUAUAGGAUUAAAUACUAGUGGACCGCAGACACCACCUUCCUCCGAAGAGUCUCUGUCUCCGGCACCAUCCCUACAAUCAGAAAGUUCAGCUAGUGCUAAUUGUCACGAGACCUAUGAUUCCUACGAACCCAUGAGCCCUGAAGAUGAAGAGCUUCUUGAUGUUAUAUCGUGGUGGCAACAACAGUGAACUAAGAUACUCAUGUUGCCGGUGAUCAAAGUGAAGGCAAUGAGCCGCUAUUGGUUGUGAAAAAAUGAUGAUUUAAGAAGAAGCUGAGCGUCGGAGCGCAAGGGACUCCGAGUGAACCUCUAAUUAAGCGCAAUCAGUGUAUUCCUAAUGAGAGGGGAUAAUGGUAGACUAUAACGACCCCAUCGAUGCAUUCCGCCGAGCGAACGAACGACUGAAGACUCCGCUUACAUUUCAUACAUGUAUGGAAUCGCAGCAUUAAGACUGAAAAAUUCCUUGUUCCAUAGAAGCAUUUAGUUUAAUUGUAAAGACUUAUUAAACGCUGUGCCUUUAGCUAGCCUUAGCAUUACUUCCAAUAAGAAUUACUUUAAUGUUACGUUUUAAUAUUCUAUCUAGUCAUUAGUUAUAAGUAUAUUGUAUGUUGUACAGAUUUAGACUUUGUGCCUUUUUGUCUGAAAUGAUUUCGAAGAUUUCGUUACACGCCUGGAUAAGGUAAAGUUAUAGUAGAUUUGUAAAUAUAAUCUAUAGUUCUUUAGCACCUAAGUAAAAAAGAUUCCUAAUAAUAUAAAGCUGUAGAAGAAUGCUGUA
Messenger RNA from Pieris brassicae (large cabbage white), 1206 nucleotides. It is a transcript of the gene Ash1, whose product is annotated as achaete-scute complex protein T3-like. NCBI's taxonomy places the organism in Eukaryota, Metazoa, Arthropoda, Insecta, Lepidoptera, Pieridae. The transcript is spliced from 2 exons. The record is from RefSeq and is a predicted model, not a curated record. Gene Ontology annotation, molecular function: RNA polymerase II transcription regulatory region sequence-specific DNA binding; DNA-binding transcription factor activity, RNA polymerase II-specific; protein dimerization activity. Gene Ontology annotation, biological process: developmental process; regulation of transcription by RNA polymerase II. Bases 43 to 621 code for a protein of 192 amino acids.